Mauremys mutica (yellowpond turtle) is the source of this 4087-nucleotide messenger RNA. RefSeq names its product PML nuclear body scaffold (gene PML). The record is from RefSeq and is a predicted model, not a curated record. Bases 150 to 2405 code for a protein of 751 amino acids. The transcript has 9 exons. Gene Ontology annotation, molecular function: ubiquitin-protein transferase activity; zinc ion binding. Gene Ontology annotation, biological process: PML body organization; positive regulation of DNA-templated transcription; intrinsic apoptotic signaling pathway in response to DNA damage. Gene Ontology annotation, cellular component: chromatin; PML body; nucleoplasm. Lineage: Eukaryota; Metazoa; Chordata; Testudines; Geoemydidae.
CUCCUCCUCCCUGCAGGUCACACAGAGAAAAUGAAACUAUCUGUGGCGCUUCUGCUUCGCAGGAAGCUCCUUGUUACUCUCUCUUGGCCACAGUAGCAGACAGACCGUUCCCAGAGCUGUGGCAGGAGCUGGCUGUGCAUCCGCUCUCAAUGCAGGUGAUGGAGGAAGAAUUUCAAUUCCUGCUUUGCCAGGGGUGCCGGAAAGAACCCAGGAAUCCCAAGCUCCUGUCCUGCCUUCACACUUUGUGCACCGACUGCCUGGAAGAGAACAAGCCCGUUGGCCAGUGUCCCAUCUGCCAGGCUCCCAUCCCACAAGUCAGCGGGAUCCCAGACCAGGACAACCUGCUCUUCGCCAAUCUGCAGGCCAAGCUGAGCACCUACCAGAAGAUUGUCAGCAGCAGCAACUUGGUCUGUGACCGCUGCAAGGAUCUGGCUGAAUUCUGGUGCUCUGAGUGUGAGGAAUUCUUUUGCAUCAGAUGCUUUGAGGCCCACCAGUGGUUCUUGAAGAAGAAAAGCCAUGAAACCAGGAAGGUGGGAGAUCUGAAGGCAGAAUCUGCCAAACAGUUUCUGGAGGGAGCAAGGAAGUCCAGAAUCCUCUUCUGUUCCAAUCCCACCCACAAUGACCAGAACUACAUUACAAGUAAUAUCUACUGCAGAGGAUGUUUAAAGCCCCUCUGCUGUUCCUGCGCGCUCCUGGAUAGUGAGCACUCAAAACUCUACUGCAACAUCCAGACAGAAAUCGAGCGGAGGCAGGAGGAGCUGGGGAGCCUGAGCGAAGAGCUGAAGAGGAAGAAGGCCCACUUUGAAGAUGUCUAUAAAAGUCUGAAGGGCAAAGCUGACCACAUGGACCAAGUGAGGACUGAAAACCAGGAGCUGAUCCAAAAGAGAGUCAAACACAUGGUGAAGCUGAUCCGAGAGAAGGAGCAGGAGCUGCUGGAGAUGGUGGACAGGCAGCACCGCCUGGGGAACGAGGACCUGGAGGGGAAGCUGAAGCAGAUGGAAGCCGUGCUCAAAAGGAUGGGGGCUGGUGAGCAGCUAGUGGAGAAGAUGCAUCUCUACGCGUCGGACCAGGAAGUGAUGGACAUGCACCCCUUCAUCAAGGAGUCCUUAGAGGAGCUCAUGAAGCUGCAGCCUCUGGCAGUGGGAGCCAAUGUCCAGGCUGGAGACUUCACCAAGUGUAAAGCUGAACUCCAGGCUCUGUUUGAAAGAGUGACUGGGGAGAGAGAUGCUGCCUCCUGCGCUGCCCCAGCAGCUCCAGAGACUGAGGUGUCUUCAGCUAAGGACUGGCCAGAGGAGUUCACUCAGCUCAGGACUCGAGAGCAGCACCCGGUUCCCAUGCUUACUGGCAACAUCCAGGAGACGCACCUGGGCAUGGCUCCCCCGGGGAAGAGGAAACGAGGCCAAGCGGAAAAAGCCAUCCAGACACCUCCCAAGGUGCUGAAGCUUGAAUCUCAGCCCGAAGUGGUCGAGAGAACCCCCAGCAAGUGCGACCAGGGCUUGCUAGACUGGGACCUGCAGCCUGGGCCCAGCACCUCAACACCCAGCAGAAACUGCGGAGGGGCUCCUGCAGCGAGGGGCGCAGUGCUCUCACAGGAGCUGGGAAACGCCCACUCUGAGCCCGGAGAUCAAGAAGACUCCAGCAUCAUGAUAAGUAGUUCUGAAGAUACCGACGAAGACACGAUGCUCUCCAGCAUGCUAGAGGGCAGCAAGGACUCCUCCUCAUACCUGCGGUUCGAAUGGGAAAGCAGUGCACCAGGCUCUGGGGUUGUGGCCAGUGCUGGCUUUGGGGGACGCACGCUGGUGUUCUUCGACAUGAAGGUCAACAAAGACACACAGAUUAUCACUCAACUGGCUGCAGCGAAUGGAGAAAACAGCUUUAAGGUUGUGAUACAAACCCCAGAGUCUGUGCUCAGUUUGAUUUCACAAGGUGUCUCCCUUGAGACAGGGCUAGAGCACUUUCUCUGCUACCUCCGCUCUGUUCCCAAGCCCAUCUUAGUUGUAUAUAACUUCUGGACAUCGGAGCUCACCAUUCUCUUUAAAGCCUUGGAUUCUUUUGCCAAGAAAUGGGACUUCUGCACAACUGUCUGUGGUUACCUGGACACCCUGCCCUUAAUUAAGGAAAAGAUUCCCACGUUUGGUCUUUAUAAAAUGAAGAACCUGGUGAGAAUGUACCUGCACAAGCCUCUGAACGACAGCAGCGCUCUGGCAUCAGUGAAGGCCCUAAGGGAUCUGUGUAAACUUCUGGAGAUCCACACAGAUACAGAGCCGAGGCUUAUACUCUCUCAUUGCAACCUCGAAUCUUACACUUCCCUCCAGCCUUUGCUGCAGGAGAAAUUGCUCACCAGGUCUGCUGCAAAGACUCUGGCAAUGCGCAAUAUGGUCCUCUGUGAACUGCAGGAGUCGUAGCAGGAGAGAGGGCUGCCAGUGACUUCAGGUCUCUCCGUCAUCAGCCUGAAGCUCUGAGUGAUAAGAUAUAUUAUUGUUCAGUGCUGCUGCUGACAGUCGAUCUGCUUCUACUGGUGCCAUCAACUGUCAGUGUAUCUGUGCUAUGGAUCAAGCGCUGCAUUCCCGAACUGCACCUGAGAGGAAGCUGCUAAACAGCUAAAAACAGCUCUCCCUUUUCCUAGCAAGAGUGCAACAAACUGCAGCUUGAGGCCGUUACUGAGCUACCUUAUCCUUAGGUGCUUUUAGCAUGUCAGUCACCACCAGACUGUCCCAGUGCUCUAUCUGUCAUGUAUGAUUAAACUACUUUUAAAACUAAGAGAGUCUUUAAGAUGUUCCUGGUUGUAAUCUAACCCAUGUCACAACUGUAGAGGGGCCUAUUUGCUACACACACCUUUGGAAAUCUGGCAGGAUCAGCAAAAGCCAUUUUCCCCCUAGACAGACUACCACUCAAUUGAAAUAUUCAUGUCACCCCACUCUCCCCCUUUCUUCUCUUUAGACAAGGGGAGUGAUAGCAUCUUCCUUUAUCAUCCAAAGAGACAGAGGAGGCAUUACCUGGGAGGACAGUAUGAGCCAGAGAGAGCUGUGAUUACCUUUAUUAAGCUCUCAGGCCCACUCCUAAAUUUGGCAUAUUCGUGUCUCUCUUGUACAAUUAGUCCCAGCCAUUAUCCUACCUCCCUACAUACAGGAUUCUCAGGACCUGUGUUUUGCAUCAUCUGCUGCACCUGGAAUGAGGAAGCAGCUGAUUGCAAAGAUGUGAGCCUGCAGAGCCUGCCUCACCCACAGCCAGGAGCCACAGGAUGUGAUAAUUUUUCUAGGAACCUUGGGGAACAUUUACUCCACGUGGGUGACGUGGCCUUGUAGGUCUCUCUUUCCCUGCCCUUUAGGACUCACGGUGGCCACCAGCCUUCUGAGGGGGACCCUCCAGUAGGUCCUGCAAUGUCCUGGCUAAUGAGCAUUUGCCACUGCGAUCCCCUGUUGGAUGGAAUGGUAAAUGAACAUGGGUUCAAACCUUUCUCUCCAUCCAUCUUAUAAUGCCCAUCAGCAUGGUGUCUGGGUGCCUAUCACAUUGCAUUCUGGUAGCGGGAGGCUCCUAGCUUUCAUACACAUGGAAACACUCCUUGAGCUCCAGUGGCAGCCCUAGAGAGCUGGGAUUUUAUGCCCACAAUCCCCCUGUGCAUUUCACCAGGUCUGGAGUCGAGAAGUCACUGCAAACUGGUGUCCAGCUCUGGAUGUGAACUCCAGACGAUUGAGGAGGAGCAUGACCUAGCUGGAGGGGAGUGUCGCAAAGCACUGGCAGACACAUGCCUCUGCCAGCUCAAACCCAGUCAAAUGCUCAGCCUCUGAGGGCUAAACCUGCUGCAUUCUAUGUUCAGUGCCACAGGCAUGGGUAGGUCAUAGCUGACAUUGGCCAUAUCUCUACACAGAGUCUCUCCCUUGGCACUGCACCAGCACUGAGCUGGUUUCUCCAGGAUGAACAUUUGAUCCCAUCUGCUCUUGGUUCAAAUUCAAACCUGGGGGAAGCAGAUGCCACCCCAUGGCCCUAUUCCUUCCAUCCUACAGGGAUAUCACCACCUCUCUUCUCCUGUUCAGCUAAGGAAGAGCAGACAGGCUCACUCAUUUAUUGUUGAUGGCUGGAUGAAUCU